Messenger RNA from Elaeis guineensis (African oil palm), 1182 nucleotides. RefSeq names its product dihydrodipicolinate reductase-like protein CRR1, chloroplastic. Gene Ontology annotation, cellular component: chloroplast stroma. Gene Ontology annotation, molecular function: 4-hydroxy-tetrahydrodipicolinate reductase activity. The record is from RefSeq and is a predicted model, not a curated record. Lineage: Eukaryota; Viridiplantae; Streptophyta; Magnoliopsida; Arecales; Arecaceae.
ACUCCAGCCUCUCAUCAGCAGAAACCUCCUUAUCGAUCCAAAGAUGGCUACUUUGAACUGCCCAUUUCACCCCACAAGCUGCACCAAGUCGCCGAGAACCAACGCCACCUCCAUCAUCUCGUGUUCAAUGCAACCUUCCCAAAACAACAUCAAGGAGGUGGUGAUCAACGGUGCAACCAAAGAGAUAGGAAAGGCCGCCAUCGUAGCAGUAACAAGAGCCAGGGGAAUGGAGGUGGCUGGUGCUAUAGAUACUAAUUUAGUAGGACAAGAUGCUGGAAAGAUAUGUGACAUGGAAGAAGCUUUGGAGAUACCUAUACUUAAUGAUCUCACCAUGGUUUUGGGUUCCAUAGCACAGUCAAAAGCAACUGGUGUGAUGGUGGAAUUCACUGACCCUUCAACCGUCUAUGAUAAUGUUAAACAGGCAGCAGCUUUUGGCUUGAGGAGUGUUGUCUAUGUGCCGAAGAUUCAGUUAGAUACAGUGACUGCACUGUCUGCCUUCUGUGAGAAAGCCAGCAUGGGUUGUCUUGUUACCCCCACACUUUCCAUUGGCUCUGUGCUCCUCCAACAAGCUGCAAUUCAAGCUGCAUUCCACUACAACAAUGUUGAAAUUGUGGAAUCAAGGCCGGAUCCAUUGGAACUCCCAUCAACUGAUGCAACCCAAAUUGCUAACAAUCUAUCAGAUCUUGGUCAGAGGUAUAACAGAGAGGAUAUUUCUACAGACAUUCCAGCAAGGGGUCAGGUAGUAGGUGAAGAUGGAGUCCGUGUACAUAGUUUGGUCCUUCCAGGUCUUCCUUCUAGUACAACAGUCCACUUCUCAGGUCCAGGAGAGGUUUACUCCCUGCGACAUGAUAUAACAAAUGUUCAGUGCCUUAUGCCAGGCCUAAUCUUGGCCAUUCGAAAGGUGGUGCGCCUGAAGAACCUGAUCUAUGGCUUGGAGAAAUUCUUGUAGCAACUGAUUUUGCUUUCAAAUCUGAGGGAAGAUCAAGGAAUUUCUGCCUGUUCAUGGCCCUGUCAGAUGGAGUGGAAACUGAUUUAUCCACUGGCCAAGGCACCAGGCAAACUCAGAAAAAAAAUAACUUCAAAUUCCACGCAAUGAUCUAUGCAUAGCAACCUCCAAAAUAUUUUUGAAUGAUGAUACCGUCACUCGUAAUUAUAAAAUGAUCCAGUUCUUACAAGUCAAAA